Molecule: messenger RNA, 2041 nt
Organism: Theobroma umbraticum
Lineage: Eukaryota; Viridiplantae; Streptophyta; Magnoliopsida; Malvales; Malvaceae
Source: RefSeq, a predicted model, not a curated record
CCCCUUUUCGGUUUUCUUAUAUGCUAACAUUUCAGAAUUCGUCUGGAAUGACCAAAGCACCCCUCAUAUUUAUAGAAAAGGAUAUUUCUCUCUUCCUCUUCGAUUUUCGAUUUCCUCUCCUCCCAAUCUCGGACGCUCUCGCAAGAACCAGAAGAGGAAGACCACAGCAGUCCCCUGUAGCAAUGCCCCACGUACUCCUCCACCACCACCUCCCGAUCACAACCGUCCAUCUCAAACCAUGUUCUUUCCCCACCCCAAAACCAACGGCCCAUAUUCACCUACGCACCAACCCCACAACAGGCGCAACCAUAAAGUGCAUGGCCAAUCCAAGGAGAGUUAAAAUGGUAGCGAAACAGAUAAGGAGGGAGCUUUCCGACAUGCUCUUAACAGACAAAGUGUUGCAAUACGCUAUCUUGCCUGAAGCCGCCUUGGGAGCCGACCGUUACCUCUCUUCUCUUACUACCAUAAGCGAUGUUGAAGUUUCAACUGAUUUACAGGUUGUUAAAGUAUAUGUGUCUGUUUUUGGUGAUGAGAGAGGGAAGGAGAUUGCACUUGCCGGGUUGAAGUCAAAAGCUAAAUACGUUAGAAGUGAGCUGGGGAAGCGUAUGAAGUUGCGGCUUACUCCUGAGAUACGCUUUAUUGAAGAUGAAUCUCAGGAGAGAGGAAGCAGGGUGAUUGCAAUAUUAGAUAAAAUAAAGGCUGAGAAAAAGAUUGCAACAGAUGAAGAUGAAGAAGAAUUUGAAUCAUCUGAUUCACCUCAAGAUGACAGAGAUUGCGAGGGUGAUGACCCUGAUGAAGGAGAUAUUAUUUACGUAAAGUAAUUGCCUUCUCAGUUACUCAGCAUUUCCUGAGGGCAGAAUGAAGUUGUUGUUGUAACAAUUUUACAGCAACAAGUCUUCUCAUUUGAUGCCGCUGCCAUUAUCUGAAGCAUCUUUCCAUCCAUGUCAUUCUACAUGAAUCUAUCCAAAAUUUUGCCUUGCUUUCACUUUUUCGUUCUUGUGUGAUAUAUACAUAAUGUAAUGAUCAAUUUGUUAACUCUAAAUGCUAGUCUAGGUUGGAGGAUUCCAGAUGUUAAGACAUUCAACCACGAUCAUUGUCCACCAAGUAAUCAUAUGCCCAACGUGAGAAAUCGGGUCGCAGGUCCAGUAUGCAAGAGUUGUGGUUUGUUUGAGUUUAAUAUCGCCCCAGCUGUCUUAAACCUGGCAUGGAAAGGUACACUUGAUUGUGUACUGUACUCUGUAAAACCUCCCAUCAAUAUUUGAAACCUGAUUUCAUACAAGGUUAUAAAAGAGCCUAUCAGUUCUUUGAAACCAGCUUUACACGGCACAAGAAUGGUGGGAGAAACGUAGCAUUUAACAUUUAAGCCAAUGGUGUAAUAGGAACUUGUGGGUGCAAAGUGCAAACCUUAUUGAAACGAUUAGACUAUUUUAGCAAAGAUGCUGUUUCAAUGCCUGCUAACAAUAUAAGUUGAGAGCAGCAUUUAGUUCAUUCCCUAAACAAAAACCAGUGUAGCACCAUAGAACAUUUGCCUAUCUCACAAAAUAAUAAAUGCUUUAUACCCCAGAAAGAACAAAGAAAAAUACAGAUAACAGUUGAUUAACGUAAAAGAAAAGUUGAAACCUUGAAUACUUUGGUUGCCACGAUUCAGGAAAGAACUAAUGGUGCACAAGAUUUUAAAAAAUGCACCAGAUUUUGGGAGCCAAAAAGUGACAGAAUUAUUAUUUUGAACCAGGGAGCGUAUGAUCAUCCAACAGGUUGGCCAUUGCGAAUUACAGAACAGAAACUAAACAUCCAUAGUGUAACCAUUGCCAACUGAAAAAAUAAUACUUGAAGGACCAAGUGGAUAACUCUCUAAAAAAUUUUAGGGACAGGUAAGUCAUGGUCCACAAAUGCUGCAGGCCAAAAUGAAAAACUGGUACAAUUCCAUUGAUAUGCAUUAUUCCUACACCAAACUCAACUCAUGCAUGCAACUAUGAACAAAACCCCUCUGCUUUAGUGGUGAGCCUUUGCUUCAGCUUUCUUUUGAGACUUUGCCUUUGCC